Molecule: messenger RNA, 3389 nt
Organism: Schistosoma rodhaini
Lineage: Eukaryota; Metazoa; Platyhelminthes; Trematoda; Strigeidida; Schistosomatidae
Source: the annotation of a GenBank genome assembly
UCAUAUUUAACCUUCGAAAUAGCUUUUCUUUUAUUGGUUUGUUUCAAUGAACUUUGUGGUUCAGCGCUCACUCAACUGUUUUUGUUGUUAGUAAAUUUGCUUCUAAGAUGGCAACUCUUGUUGAUGCGAUACAGAGGAAACAGGAAAAGUUGACAGAAAGUCACAUUUUGGUCGGCCACAUUCAAAAGACAUGUAAUCGUGACGGAUCGAAUAUUCUAUUUCCUACUCGGACAUUAACAAUGGACUCUCAAGAUAUAAAAAGCAUUGGUUGCAAGGAUGAAUUGUUAAAAGCGGCUGAGCAUGUUAGGGAGUUAGAUUUGGCUUGCAAUCGGUUGUCUUCAUUUGAAGAGGUAUUUAAAAUUCUAUGUUGGCUUGAAAAACUUGAAUCAUUAAAUUUAAGUCAAAAUCCACUAGGUUAUCAUAUCUCUGAUAACCAAUCUUCCAAUUCAUCUUUUGAUGAAGAUACUAUUGGUUUAUUAUCUACUGAAGGAGAAGAAAAUAUUCAACCUAUGAAUAGCUCUGAAUUAUCUAUACAAGAUCAAAAUUACUUCUACUUUAACAAAUUGUCAUCAUCCAAGUCGAAUAAAAUACUUCAAUCUAAACAUAAUGAAAUUGAUUUCUCACCAAUUUUUCACAAUGAAUCCAUGAAUGAUUCAAUGGAAAAAAUCAAGUCGACUAAUCAUCCAAAUGAUAAUGGUGUUGGUAGUAAUGGCUAUCUCAAACAAACAGGAGGGAAUGAACCAUCUACCAUGAAGACACUACCAAAGCAUCUUUUAGCUCCAUCUGAACUGGCUUUAAAUUCCGGUAUUAUAUCUCCUAACACAGUGUUUCCUUGUUUAAGUGUACUAGCAUUGAAUUCGACGUAUGUACCAUGGAAUUGGGUGAUUGAUCUGCUUUAUCGACUACCAAACUUAACCGAUUUACACGUCGCACGUAAUAAUUAUGGAGCAGAAGAACAGAUUGAAGUAUCUUCUGAUCAUAAUGAUGAUAAUGAUGCCACUCCAUUACCUGUAUUUCCUCAUUUACACAGUUUAUAUUAUAGCGAUAAUGGCAUAUCAAAUUGGUGGACAAUAUGUCGUUUGUGUAGACAUUUCCCUGGAUUAGAACAAUUGAUUUUAUUAGGUAAUCCUAUUGAACAUAUACCAUUUCCGCAAGAGAAUUCACAUACAUCUCAGCAUAAUACUACUGAUAAUAAUAAUAAUAAUAGUAAUAAUAAUACUGAUAAUAAUACAUCAAAAAAUACUUUUUAUCAUCAAUCCUUAUUUCAAAAUGUACAUACAUUAGGUUUAUCAGAAACAUUAAUCAAUCAAUGGGAAAGUAUUGAUGCUUUAAAUGAAUGGAUGCCUAGUUUAACCAAUUUACGAUUAGGCAAUACUUUACCUGUAUUUCAGUCUUGGAUAGAACCUGAUUAUCGAGCUCAUGUAAUUGCUAGAAUACCAAAACUUACUACAUACAAUCGAAGUGUCAUUGAUUCAGAGGAACGUGAAAGUGCUGAACGAGAAUUUGUUCGAUAUUAUGGUCAAAUGGAUUCAGAUAAACGUCCUAAUCGUUAUUGGGCUCUAGAACGUCGACAUGGUCGACUUCAACCAUUAGCUAAUAUUGAUUUAUCUCCAAAACAACAUAUUCGUGUACGUGUCACAAUGUCAGGGAAAGAAGUAAGUAUGAUUGGGUUAUUAUCUAUUUAUUGAUAAUUUUUCUCAAGUGUUUUUGUGUUAGAAAUCACAAGAUGCACUAAUCGGUUGCAUGUUUGUAUUAUUAUCAGGUGGUUUAAGUCUUUAGCGAAAGACACCAGGCGAUGAUCUAUGUUAAUUUUUAUGUAUUGUAGUACUGUGAAAUAUCCUAUCUUACUUUUCGAUAGUCCUCGUUUUGUCAACUAUGAGAAACUAACACUGAACAUUAGAAUGUUUCCGUGAUUUCCCUCCAGCUCCAUACAACCUAAACAAUAAUGGUAUUAAAUGGAUAGUGGCUAGCAGUGGAAUCCAGUUUGACGCGCAUUUCGUCCUAUUUGGGACUCGUCAGCUGAAUGUACCUGCAUCUCAGAGUUGAUGUUCACUCUGGGACCAUGCUUGUGAAUUUAGGCUAUAUUGAGACAAUAUGCACAUAUGCCAAUUAGAGACUGACCAGUUGCAGUCCUAAAACAUCAAUGGGAAGAUUCAAACAAACAAUACUAAUUGAAUAAUGGUAUUAGUUAUUCAAAAUCAGUGUAUGUACUUUUUAUCAUAAUACUAGAAGUGCUCUCAUCGAUAAAAUUUUAGUAAAACAAUUAAAUAUAAAAGAAUUAUAAAACAUCUUCAAAUGGUUGGAUACUUAUCAAUAAAAAGCUGUGACCAAUGGAGUUCAACCAUGUCGAAUGUAUGGCAGUUAUUCAUCCUAGGCAAUGUAUGAUGAUAGGGAAACAUCAGGAAUUGGUCGAGGUUAAACAUAUACACCACAGAAUGCUGGUUUAUGAAGCAUAUAAGGACGGUCUUAAUAAAGGAAAGAAGACUGAUAUUGUAAGUUACGCAAUGGUAAGGACAAAACGGGAUGGACUAUAAGAUUAAAGUUAGCACAACUAAGAUCAAAUUUAAGAAGGCGGGAAGAGAAUUACUUCUUUAAUUGCAAACAAAUAAAUUUUUACGAAACCACACGUUGAAAACAGAGGUAAUUAGAGAAAAGCAAAACUGACGACCAUGCCCUUCUGAAUAGCCUCAGGGAAAAAUGUAAUAAGUUCAAAGUUUUUUGUGGAGAUUGUUGAAUUUUAUUGAAAUCAUGAACUGAUCUAAGUUAAAAAUUAACACCGUUGGAUACCGGUUCAGUGGUCUAAGGGUUCAUUUUUGGAGCCUCGGACUGAAGGUCCUUGGUUCGAUUCACGGAUGAGGAGCCGUGGAUGCGCAGUAUUAGAGAGUUUUUUUACCAGAAAGGAAUCGCCAUCUAGUGCCUCCAGAUUUUUAAUGGUGAUCAAUAAUUGAUCGGUUCAUGAUCUCAAUAAAACUAAUUUUCUGAACGAUUUUAUUAAGUUUAUGUAAGCAGUUGAUGAUGAGAAACCACGAAAUAAAAUGAAUUCAUGUUGUUAUGUCAUAUUGAUAUGUGUGUAGAUAGCCAUUUUCUUUUCAAUGUUCAGUAAAACCACAUUAUCUAGCACUUUUACGUUCAUUUAGUGGGGGAAUGCAAGAUAUAAAAGCAUAGUUUUCCCUGUGAAUUUUAUUUCAGUCAUCUGAAGUUCUCUGUAUAUGUCUUCUAUGAACAUACCACUGUAGCUCAUCUCAACUUUCCAGAUAAAAAAUGUAAAAAAAAAACAACUAAAAGUUAUAGCUCAGAACUUAUGCUCUUAUAUGUAGCACUCAUGCACUAAAUAAACCGAACCUGUUGAGGUAAGAUGGUGGUUGGAGGUGGUCAACAGGAAACCCUGG